Momordica charantia (bitter melon) is the source of this 1619-nucleotide messenger RNA. It is a transcript of the gene LPAT4, whose product is annotated as lysophosphatidyl acyltransferase 4. Gene Ontology annotation, molecular function: acyltransferase activity. Gene Ontology annotation, cellular component: endomembrane system. The record is from RefSeq and is a predicted model, not a curated record. Lineage: Eukaryota; Viridiplantae; Streptophyta; Magnoliopsida; Cucurbitales; Cucurbitaceae.
UUUGGUUAAAUCUGCUUAAUUAGUUUGGUAGCAGACUUUCUUCCCAAGCAGCCUCUCCACAGCCACAUCCCAAACUUUUUGUUUACAACUAAAUCUGGACUUCCCAUUGCAGAUUUUUCAGUAAUCAAGCUUUCGAACUUCUCUAUCCUCUGCUAAUCCUAUUCCUCUCUAUAGUCUCUAUCUCAAUUUCACCAUUUUCCCAAGUUUCCUGUUCCAUUACUUUAGAAUUUGGAUAAGGAUUUAAGGACACACCCAGUUUCAGUUUCAGUUUCACAAGCAAUUUUGAGGGAGACGACCGAAACACAACACUUUCGUCUCAUCUCGCUUACACAUCUCUUCGUUUUCACGGCCAUCUCUAGGAGGGGAAUUCUUUGAAUCGGUUUCUUGGAAGAAUGGAAGUUUCUACGCCUAUGCAGUCUCAUAAUACAGAAAAACAGAAAUCUAUUAGUCAUGUUAGGCUGAUGAGAGGGGUGAUUUGUUUAGCGGUGUUUCUGUCUACUGCCUUCAUGUUUUUAGUGUAUUUUGCGCCGAUAGCGACUCUCUGUUUACGGCUUUUCAGCCUGCAUUACAGUAGGAAGGCAACUUCCAUUAUUUUUGGUUUCUGGUUGGCUCUUUGGCCCUUUCUCUUUGAAGUGAUAAAUGGGACAAAAGUUGUCUUCUAUGGAGAUGAUGUUCCAGCAAAUGAACGUGUUCUGCUCAUUGCCAACCACAGAACUGAAGUUGAUUGGAUGUAUUUGUGGGACCUUGCAUUGCGAAAGGGCUCCCUAGGCUGCAUCAAAUACAUCCUUAAAAGCAGCUUAAUGAAGCUGCCUCUCUUCGGUUGGGGAUUCCACGUUUUGGAGUUCAUUCCAGUUGAGAGGAAAUGGGAAGUCGAUGAACCGCUUAUGUGCCAAAGACUUUCAACGUUUAAAAAUCCUCGAGACCCCUUGUGGCUUGCUGUUUUUCCCGAGGGAACUGACUUUACGGAGGCAAAAUGCAAGAAGAGUCAAGAAUAUGCUGCUGAAGUUGGACUUCCAGUGCUGAAAAAUGUUCUACUUCCAAAAGCAAGAGGUUUUUGUGCUUGCUUGCAAACUCUCCGAGGUUCCAUUGACAGUGUUUAUGAUGUGACUAUUGCCUACAAGCACCGGUUACCUACCUUUAUGGAUAAUGUCUUCGGCCUCGGUCCUUCAGAAGUUCACAUUCAUGUUCGACGGAUCCCUGUUGGGGAGAUUCCCGCUUCCGACGAUGGUGCUUCUGCUUGGUUAAUGGAUAAAUUCAAGCUCAAGGAUAAUUUGCUCUCGUAUUUCACAGGCAAUGGCCAUUUCCCUGAGCCAAGAGUAGAAGAACCACUCUCUGUCUUCAAGUGCUCAAUGAACUUCAUACUGGUCGUUUCCUUGACUGCCAUAUUCGCUUACAUUACUUUCUAUUCAUUUUGGUCCAAAAUUUAUGUAGCUUUAUCUUGUACAUAUCUUGCUUCCGUUACAUAUCUCAGAGUACACCCGGAGCAAGAUUUAGGCUUUUUGAUAUCAAUGUUCGUUGGCAAGAAAGCACGCACAGAAUAACACAUUCUUACAGGAUACAUGAUUUUUUUCUUGUGGGGAAGCUUUUUCAAGUGCAUCUACUGUUCUUAGAUUGGAAUA